GUUUUGCGUCAGACUGGGAGGGAAAGUCGAGCAAUUGAAAGUGAAACAGACUUAACUUUUAACACAGGCUACUGAAGCACACAAGUGAGGUGUGUCAGUCCUUUCCCUUCAGUGUAAACUUGUGACCACAAUGGCCCGGUUUCGCCUUCUCUGUCUCGCUUUUCAGUGGUUCAUGCGCAUAUUGAGGUCCUUUCUGCGUCGGACAGCAACAACUCUUGGUUUGGGUGUUAAUACGUUUAGGGGAAUAGUCUGGCGACAAAAACACGGAAGCGCCGCAGCUGAGCCCGAAACUGACGAGAAAUCUUCGGAGAUUUUACCGAAAGAGUCCUCACAGCAGGUCGUAGAAGAGACCGGGUCAAGGGGUCAACAUGAGGAUGUCGCCGCUGAGAUGGCCGCAGGUGUGGACCCAUGUUCAAGGCCCACCCAUGUGGGCUUUGAACAGCCAGGUCGUGAUGAAGAAAGUGAAGAUGACUUCAAUUAUGGAGUUGAGGGCACAGAUGAAUAUUACUGUUGCUAUGAUUCAUCUUGGGAGUCUGAUGAGCAAAUGGAUCAGGACCACAAGUGGACGGACUCCAGGCGAUCCACAUCUGUAAGUUGAACUAGCCCGAAAGUUGCAGUUCUUGUUAGCUAUGUGCGAAUUAUGUCCUAUUUUCUCCUAGUUUGUUUGUGAACAUGAACAUAAUAUACAAUAACUUUGUGUUUCUCUCUAUCACUGAAACUGUACAACAGUUUAAUUUUAGCAAACGUGUUUAGGGAUUUGUUAGGCCUGCUAAACUGCUUCAAAACAUGAACAUAACUUAGAUUUGUUUUGUUUGUUUGCUUGUUGUUUGACAGUUUAAAUUCAAGAAAUUUCUAAGUGCUGCAAGGGAUAUGCAAAACUACAGACACGACUACCCUGUAAGUCUCACACACAGAUACACAGAGAGAGAGAGAGAGAGAGAAAGAGAGAGAGAGAGAGAGAGAGAGAGAGAGAGAGAGAGAGAGAGAGAGAGAGAGAGCAAAGCAUGCACAGCAACCCCCUAUGUUCAGGGGUAAACUCAAUGGCAUAUUGUUUCUGUACUUCUCCCCUGCCGCAGCAGACAAUGGGCUUUCAAAACUGGAGUACAGCAGUAACUGUAAGUAGGCUAUACACAGUAAAACUUUCUGAUUGUGUUCAAAGUCCUGUGUGACUUACCAGUUUCUAUAUUUAAAAGUAAAAGAGCAAUUCUGUCCUGUUGUGUAGGCUGAGCAGCCUAAUUUGGACUUCUACCUUGGAGAAGCUCCCUCAGUGCCUGAUGGUAAGCUUACAGUUACAAUUGCACUGUGCAAACUGUGUACCUCAAUUCAGAGAUUAAUUGUCUUGUUGGUUAACUUUCAUGUCUGAUCAGGUGUUUACAUUCACGAAUUCCAUGAUGAAUGGGCUGGAAAAUAUGACAAGCUAGAGUAUGUACACACCUUUAUUCAGUGGUAAGUUUCUUCUCGAUGACAUAUGUUGCUGUGUGGUAUUUUCAGUUUCUGUUUUCACCAUAUGCUCCCCCACUUUUCUCCUAUAGGUUGUUCCCUCUGCCAGAACCAGGAAUGAACUAUCAGGCCACCCCACUGACUAGAGAGGAAAUUCAGGUAAGCUGCCAAGUGCCCCACAGUUUGCAUACUUAAGUGCCUUACAUGUUCUGACAGAAGCACUUCCUUUUUCUCAGAGCUUCUGCGAAAGCAACACUGCAAAGAACAAUCUGUUGAAGUCCUACAAGCUCAUGUUGGACUUCUACGGUAUUGAGUUGCGUAAUGAGAAAACAGGAGACGUUGAGAAAGCAUCAAACUGGAGAGAGAGAUUCUACAACCUCAACAGGUGACUUCUCUUGAUCAAACAUUGUGUUUCAAAGCUCCUCUUCAGUUUCUUAAUUUGUACCAUUUUUAUCGAUAUUGACAGCCGCCUACAUAACAACCUGCGCAUCACCCGUAUCCUGAAGUGCCUUGGGAUCCUGGGAUACCCCCACUAUCAGGAACCCCUGGUCCAUUUCUUCCUCAAGGAGACCCUCGAGAAUGGAGAACUCCCAAAUGUCCGGGACAGUGUUCUCAACUACUUUGUGUUUGCUGUCCGUGACAAGAAACAGCGCAGAAGACUCAUCAAGUAUGCCUAUGAGAAGUUUAACCAUGAGGAGGAGUUUGUAUGGUGCCCAAAGAAAAUUCAGAGGAUGUGGUCAGGAUGUGGUCAGAGUCAGGGCCGCCAAUGGCAGAGAAUGACAUGUGAGUUUGAACAAUCAAAGUAAAGGUAGUAUGAGGCAAAUGUGGCAGCCAAAGCAAGACGUUUUCAGUUUCAAAAAAUCCAAACAACACACUAAUAGAUUUGCGAUGGUUGUUUAUCUCAUGUCUAUCAGUGUCUCUUUCACUCACCAAAUUCUAAAACAACAUGAUGUGAAGACUGUAACCAUGAAGAACACAGUAGAAUGUUGUCACAAUGUUACAUUCUCUCGCUGUUAUUAGAAGUGAAGUUAUGAUCAUCGGCUAUAAAGAGCAGCAACAAAACAGUCGUAUGAAUGCAGAUUAAUAUUUAUGCCUUAACGAGAAAUUCUGGAGUCAAAGCAGUGAAGAAAGAGGAGCUGCUGGGGCUGUGAUUUAAAACUCCACACUGAUGUAAAGGUGGAUACACUCCUGAAUCGUCAAGUUUACUCAGAGGUUUCCAUUGUACAGCUAACUUGAAGCUUGAUUGUGGAACACAGUGAAUUAAAGAAUUAUCAGUGCAUAUACAUUUACACUUAAUAUCCAUUAUUUUAUUUGUGUUACAUUUUUUUGCUCCCUGGUUUAACCACAAGGCCUCAACUGUUAUCGAAGUUCUUUUGAUUACUUGAAAAUAGCAGUAAAAAAAUACUGCUGAGAUUUUUUUUUAAUCAAGUUUAGUUUGUUGUAACAUAAGUGCCUUACGAGAUCACUAAUAUCUCACUGCAGUCGUUCUCACUAAAGCAGGGGUAUAAUCAGAGUUAUUUAACUUGUUGCAGUGAAGCCUUGAUCAUUGAAAAAAAAAAGUUGAUUUUUUUUUGUUUCUUAGUGUUAAACAAUCUGUAUUAUGCUUUUAAAGAUGGCAGGUUAACCCAUCAGCAUUUUCUAACAGAUAAAUGUUAAAUCCUUUGUAGUGUUGGACUUAAAUAAAAAUUUCAGAGAAAAAAAA
Xyrichtys novacula (pearly razorfish) is the source of this 3142-nucleotide messenger RNA. The record is from the annotation of a GenBank genome assembly. NCBI's taxonomy places the organism in Eukaryota, Metazoa, Chordata, Actinopteri, Labriformes, Labridae.